Pterocles gutturalis (yellow-throated sandgrouse) is the source of this 1790-nucleotide messenger RNA. RefSeq names its product protein disulfide-isomerase-like. The record is from RefSeq and is a predicted model, not a curated record. Lineage: Eukaryota; Metazoa; Chordata; Aves; Pterocliformes; Pteroclidae. Gene Ontology annotation, molecular function: protein disulfide isomerase activity. Gene Ontology annotation, cellular component: external side of plasma membrane; endoplasmic reticulum. Gene Ontology annotation, biological process: response to endoplasmic reticulum stress; protein folding.
UUCGGGGUGCGCGGGUACCCCACCAUCAAGUUCUUCAGGAACGGUGACAAGGCGGCUCCCAAGGAGUACACGGCGGGCAGGGAAGCCGAUGACAUUGUCAGCUGGCUGAAGAAGCGCACGGGCCCGGCGGCAACCACCCUGACAGAUGCUGCUGCAGCAGAGACGUUGGUGGACUCCAGUGAGGUGGUGGUGGUUGGUUUCUUUAAGGAUUCGACAUCAGAGGCUGCGAAGGAGUUCUUGUCGGCAGCAGAAGCUGUGGAUGACAUUCCUUUUGGGAUUUCCUCCAGUGCCGAUGUCUUUGCCAAGUACCAGCUGAGCAAGGAUGGCGUGGUGCUCUUCAAGAAGUUUGAUGAAGGCCGUAACAACUUUGAAGGGGAUCUCACGAAGGAUAACAUCAAGUCGAACUCGUUGCCUCUGGUCAUAGAGUUCACGGAGCAGACUGCUCCAAAAAUCUUUGGAGGAGAGAUCAAGACUCACAUUCUGCUGUUCUUACCAAAAAGUGUGUCUGACUACCAAGAGAAACUGGACAACUUCAAGAGUGCAGCUGGGAACUUCAAAGGGAAGAUCCUGUUCAUCUUCAUCGACAGUGACCACAGUGACAACCAGAGGAUUCUGGAGUUCUUUGGCCUGAAGAAAGAAGAAUGUCCGGCUGUACGGCUGAUCACACUGGAGGAAGAAAUGACCAAAUACAAACCCGACUCGGAUGACCUCACAGCAGACAAGAUCAAAGAGUUCUGUAACAAAUUCCUGGAGGGCAAGAUCAAGCCCCACCUGAUGAGUCAAGAUCUUCCUGAAGACUGGGACAAGCAGCCUGUCAAAGUUCUAGUUGGGAAGAACUUUGAAGAAAUUGCUUUUGAUGAGAAUAAGAAUGUCUUUGUGGAGUUCUAUGCCCCCUGGUGCGGUCACUGCAAGCAGCUGGCUCCUAUCUGGGACAAGCUGGGAGAGACCUACAGGGACCACGAGAACAUCGUCAUUGCCAAGAUGGACUCCACGGCCAACGAAGUCGAGGCAGUGAAGAUCCACAGCUUCCCCACACUCAAGUUCUUCCCUGCAGGCUCUGGCAGAAAUGUAAUUGACUAUAAUGGCGAGAGGACACUAGAAGGCUUCAAAAAAUUCUUGGAGAGCGGAGGUCAGGAUGGGGCAGCAGCUGAUGAUGAUCUGGAGGACCUGGAGACGGAUGAGGAAACAGACCUUGAGGAAGGUGAUGAUGCUGAUGAGCAGAAAAUCCAAAAGGAUGAAUUGUAAAGAGAAGGCUGAUCUACAUCACCCCAAAAAUCAGACACUAAACGGGCUGCUGUUCGGCAGCCCAGCGAGUCAAACCCGUUAAGAUUUAAAGCAGAAGGUGAAUGACUGGAAAUCCAGGGAUUGGCUUUUAAAGUAACACUUUACCCUCACUUGUCUGUACACUUGACUCUUUUCUUUCUUUUUGCUUUUGAGAAGGGAUCUGUCACUAGGUAGCCAGCUGGGGUCUUUUUUUUUUUUAUUGUGAUGUACUUUUUUUGUACACAGCUUUUGUUUGAGGUAUUCUGUUCUCCUGGGUAGAAGCAGAUUGAAGCAGUAGCACGAGGUCAGUGGCCCAGCAUUCUGGAGCCUUGCCACUAAUAUCUUCCCAGAAAGCUUAUUUUCCUUUUUCUUUUAAAACUAAAGCCCAUAGUUGAUUUCUCCACCUGGCAGCAUCCUGAAUGGUCUCAGCUGUUCUUCCCUGGAACCAGCGUCUGUAGGGGAGGAGGCAGGGGGCUGGUGACAUUGUCCUGGUGGGAGGUGGAGAGGAACGUGCUUCUCUUCAUGCC